This is a messenger RNA of Medioppia subpectinata, 525 nucleotides long. NCBI's taxonomy places the organism in Eukaryota, Metazoa, Arthropoda, Arachnida, Sarcoptiformes, Oppiidae. The record is from the annotation of a GenBank genome assembly.
CUUAUCAAUUUAGACGAUUGUGAGAUUGAUAUCAAAGUGAAUGCAUUGAUUAAAUUGGGAACAAUUAAAGUGCAAGAGAUUGGCCGCGAAGACAGUUUCAAUUUGGCGCUCGAGUGUUUCGAGAGGGCAAUCAAAUUGAAUGACAAGAAUCCGGACAUUUAUCUCCAUAGAGCACAGAUUUAUCUAUUGUCUGAACGAGUGGAGGACGCCUACAAAGACUUAGAGCUUUGUUGUCAAUUGAACGAUACAUUCGCCUCGGCUUUCGCUCAAAAACUAUACGUUCAGUUCCGGUGUGGCGUCAGAUAUAACGACGACUCCACUACCAAUAAAGCGCUCAAAGGUUUUGAAACUGCGAUUAAGAAAUUUAGCGAAUCGAGUGAAUUGUUCUCACUUUACGCUCAAGCAUUGAUGGAAAAGGGAAACUUUGAAAAGGCCGAGGAAUACUUCAGUAAAGCCAUUGAAAAGGAUCCCAAAGACGGCAACCUUUAUGUUCAUAAAGGAAUCCUAUUCUUGAAUUCCAGUAAC